AUGCCUUUCCUCCAGUGGACACUCCCUCGCCGCCAUGGUGUUCAAUCUCCGUCGUCGGCGUGGGUCCUCGCCUUUGCCGUACUCUGCUCUGCGUUAUGGGUGGCGACUCUCCCGCCACGCCUCGUGGAUGCAGUUCCUCUCUUGUACGUGCUGAGUCAGAUCCGCUACACGUCAACCGUGGAAGGUCAGCUCGCCGACAUGACUGCGGGAGUGGUGGAGUUCGCUGCUGGAUACGACAAGGUCGAUGACAUUUCCGGAAGCACACAUCUUUUUCCGAUUAAUGACGGCUGGACCAACGCACUCGCGGGUUACAAAACCAACAACCGGUCUGCUACACCCGCGUCGGACCCGGUUUUUGAGGCGCUCGACACGAUAGUGAAAUCGCCGGGGUCCGUGUCGGCCCUCAACGCCAUGUCCGCCAACGCCAAGAACGCCCUGUCGCGCCUCGCUAAGUUCAUGGCGAUCCGCGGUACCAUCUUAACUACUGACAUGGCCAGUGGCAACUCCUGUGAUGAUGGGAAGGAGGGGGGAUUCAAGAUAAGAAUGCGGGGAAUGAGGGGAAGUGGGGGGGGAGAAAUAGGGGAAGCAAGGGAGAGAAUGAGGGGAAGCAGGGGGAGAAACGUGGGAAAACCAGCUCCCAAGCGCACAUCUCAGGCCUCCCCUCCACCCUGCUUCCCCAUUGACAGCCACCCCCCCGUUGCCUCUACUUCCUUACCUCAACAGUCGCCUGUGCUUGUGUGUCCUCCCCUCUCCCUCUCUAGUCGAGCUCCCAAGUGCACGUGUCAGGCCUCCACCGCAACCCACCUCGCCAUUGACAGCCAUCCCCCCAUUGCCUCUUCUUCCUUACCUCAGCAGUCGCCUGUGCUUGUGUGUCCUCCCCUCUCCCCCUCUCCAGUCCAGCUUCCAACAGUCGCCUGUGCUUGUGUGUCCUCCCCUCUACCCUUCCAGACCAGAUUUCAGGUGCACAUCUCAGGCCUCCACCCCUCCAUCGACAGCCACCCCCCUGCUGCCAAAGCGGUGCGUCAGGAGAGAGAGAAGCUGGAGUUGUGCUGUGACCCUUCAGCAGAUGCACGACUACAGGUUGGUGCUGGUGGUGCACCAGCAAUUGAUAUUUCCGCAGCUGCACGACCACAGGUUGGUGCUGGUGCUCCAGGCUCCUUCUAUUGCGGAUUGACAGAGGAGGAGGUGAAGUGA
Messenger RNA from Closterium sp. Naga37s-1, 1194 nucleotides. NCBI's taxonomy places the organism in Eukaryota, Viridiplantae, Streptophyta, Zygnematophyceae, Desmidiales, Closteriaceae. The record is from the annotation of a GenBank genome assembly.